Notothenia coriiceps (black rockcod) is the source of this 2938-nucleotide messenger RNA. It is a transcript of the gene rundc1, whose product is annotated as RUN domain containing 1. The transcript has 6 exons. NCBI's taxonomy places the organism in Eukaryota, Metazoa, Chordata, Actinopteri, Perciformes, Nototheniidae. Bases 566 to 2275 code for a protein of 569 amino acids. The record is from RefSeq and is a predicted model, not a curated record.
UUAUAGCAAUUAAAUAUAGUCUAUAAAAUAAAUAUCCAUACCACACAAACAUUGUUGAUAAUCACAGGGGAAAUUCAACUGUUAAAACAAGAGUCGAGGUGAAAAAAUGAAAAGUAGCCUACUAUUUGAAUGACGUUAUUAGAAAAUGUGAUGACAAAUUAAAUAAGAACGUGUGCGUGUGUGUGUACCAUAGACUGUAGGUGUAUACACACACAUCAGGACAUUAUAAAAUUGCCAUCCAAUAUGAAUUUUGUAAUUGUGCUAUCGCUACAUAAUUAAGUUGAGGAUCUAAGUAAGUACGUUUUAAAUUAGAGUUUAAUGACUUUUAAGUAGCAUGAAUGCUUUUAUUGUGAAGCCGAAAUGCUUGACUUCCGGUUUUCCUAGUGAGUUUGACGUAUCUCCGUUUUGACGUAUGAAUCAUCCUUCCCAAGAUGGCGAUACACCUGUUUCUCCUGUGGUGAUCCUUGUUGUUGUCUGCGCAACGUAAGAAAACAAAGCAUCAGGAACAGACUGUUAAAAAACUAAAGACGCUGAUAAACAACUGUAUUCAAGUCCUUUAGCUAAAAUGUCGACAGAGGAGCUGUCAGCCUCGGACAGUGAGGCUGUGUUAGCCGGAGCAGGGGAGCGCUGGGCACCGGUCGGAGCGGUGGCCAGCCCGGAGGAUGAGAGGUGGAGCGCUGGGCAGCCGAAGCACAGAGGCUCGUCCACGGCCACCGAGGGAGAAAUGGCCGGCAGGCUGGAGAAGCUGGAAGGGGAGCAGGACUUGCUGAACUCCUCUCUCCUCGCCCUCACCUCACACUUUGCCCAGGUUCAGUUCCGAUUGAAGCAGAUCGUUCACGCCCAGAGCGACGAGAAGGAGAAGAUGCUGGUGGAGCUGGAGGAGUUCGCCUUCAGGGGCUGUCCUCAUGUGGUGGGCUGCAGGGGGCCGGAUGCCCAGCAGCUGGAGAACUCGGGGGAUCUGAAUGAGAGGGAGAAGAGGGAGCGCCUGGAGGCUCAGAGGGAAAAACAGAAGGAUCUCAUUUUCCAACUGAAGACACAGCUAGAUGACCUGGAGCGCUUUGCCUAUCAGGAGGGCAGCUACGACUCGCUGCCGCAGUCCGUCGUCAUGGAGAGACAGAAGGUCAUCAUUGACGAGUUGAUCAAAAAGCUGGAUGUGAACCUGAACGAGGACAUCGGGAACUUGUCGUCUGAGGAGCUGAGACAGAGAGUGGACUCGGCCAUCGCUCAGAUAGUGAACCCAGCCAGGGUCAAAGAGCAGCUGGUGGAUCAGCUCAAAACCCAGAUCAGAGACCUGGAGAUGUUCAUCAACUUCAUCCAGGACGAGGUGGGGAACCCUCUGUUACCAGAUGGUGCACACAGCCAGCAGCCACGAGCAGCAGGCACCAACAACAAAACUCCAGGAAUGAAGAGAGUGGAUCCAGAGCAGGCCCAGAAGAUGCGAGAGACCGGCCUGCAGCUGAUCCAGAAGGCCCUCGCCAUUCUGCAGAUCUUCGCCGCGAGCCAGUUUGGCUGCGCGCCCGGCCACGUCCCUCAGAACAUUUGGCCUCAGGAGUCGGCGCAGCAGGACUACGGGCCCCUGCUGCAGCGUCUGGAGACAGCUGUGGACAAGGUGCGGGUGCUGGGCUCCUGCAGACAGCCCUCAAUUGAACAUGUUGUUAACUACACCAGCAACUCGGCGCUGGGACCCCGAGACGAGCUGACGUCGUCGGUGAGGAAGGAGCUGGCGUUCGCUCUGAAAGACCUGUUGGCUCACGGCCUCUUCUCCCCCUCCCAGACAAUGAGCCUGGUGCUGGCUCCUAUCUCCUGCCUGCUGCCUUACCCUACAGCCACACAGAACAUGCACCCAUGGGAGCUCUUUGUUAAAUACUACCACUCCAAAAAUGGGAAGGCCUUUGUGGAGACGCCGGCACGCCAGCUUUCACAAUCCUUCAGCCUGCAUGUAGGGGGCGGCCCGGUGACCGUCACCCCUAAACAAUCUCUGCUGUGGGCCGUCCACACUGUGCUGAAGGAGCACGGGCGCUACAAACGGGGCCCAGACACAGAGUUCAAAGCGCUGGUGUGCAUGGCUCUGAACGAGCAGCGCCUGGUGUCGUGGCUCAACCUGCUGUGCAAGUCUGGCACUCUGAUACACCCGCACUACCAGGCCUGGAGCUACAUGGCCCAGACUGGCUUCGAAGGCGCCCUGCGCAUCCUGGGCCGCAUCAGCCACCUCAAAUUCAACCUCCCAGUGGACCUGGCUGUGCGGCAGCUGAAGAAUAUUAAGGAUGCUUUCUGAGUAGGAAAGACAUCCCUAAAUAGUAGUCUGAGAUAUCAAGUAUUUUAUCAACCAAACUACACUUCUCUUACUUCAGUACCAAAAGCAUUUCACCUUAGUUAAGAAGUUCCCCAUCUUAAAUAAAGGGCAAGUAUGUGGUGUCUGUACAUGCAUGGAUGACUCUGUUGUGUGAGCUUCAGCCAAACAUAAUCAGUAUUUCCCACCAUGUUAAAGAUGCCAACAUGUCAUGAUGGCAAAGCCACUUGUACUGUAAACAUGCCUUAGAGAUUUCCUCGUGUGUAGAGAAAAGCCUUCCUGACCUUUGCGACCUGUGCUCAUCUUACUGUCAUCAUUCCCCUGUGUGUACAUGAUACUGUCCUCACUUAUGCAGCGACUACAGAGGUUGGAUAUAUACAUACAUGCAUAUAUAUGUACAUAUACACGUAUAUAAAUGAAAAAAUACUUUAAUGUGUAAGGAUGAAGAAAAUGAAUGAGCAAAAACUCGAUACUGUGGCUUCUACACAGUAACAAGAGAUUGUUAGGUGUAAAGUGGUCCUUGUGUUCAAAGUGAACUCAACUCAACUUUAUCGAUAUAGCAGCUUUCUAACAAAUAGCCAAUAAUGAUUCAAAGAGCAAGAUUAUAUCAACAGACAAAAACAAUCAAUAGAUACUUUUUUUAAAGAA